This is a messenger RNA of Corapipo altera (White-ruffed manakin), 10683 nucleotides long. RefSeq names its product myosin XVB (gene MYO15B). Gene Ontology annotation, molecular function: protein binding; cytoskeletal motor activity; ATP binding. The coding region runs from base 1 to 10035 and encodes 3344 amino acids. Gene Ontology annotation, cellular component: cytoskeleton; myosin complex. The transcript is spliced from 65 exons. Lineage: Eukaryota; Metazoa; Chordata; Aves; Passeriformes; Pipridae. The record is from RefSeq and is a predicted model, not a curated record.
AUGUCCAGGUUGGAGGGGAAAAAACAAAAGGUCUGCAAGCAACAGGAAAGGACAUCAGGGCAGGAAAGUGAGGAGAGCGGUGACAAGGAGGGUAAAUCCACCACAAACAGCAAGAAACACAGUUCUAAAAAGAAGUGUGGUAAGCGUGUUGGUGUCAGGGGGAAAGUCACUGAGUUGGAGUCUAUAAAGGCAAUUGCAGAGCAAAGUGCUGAAGGCUCUUUUCGGAAGCAGAACCCACCAGAGAAGGCGCAGAACCCCAGGGGAAAGCACAGAGGGAAACAUGGCUUUAAGGAGGCUUCUGGGCAGAAGUCAAGUCCUCAACCCCAAGGCAGUACAGCACAGGGAAAAGGUGAGAGGACUGGGAAAAAGAAAGUUGAAAAAUAUGCCAGGAUUGUCAUCACUGAAAGUGAAGAAGAAAAUUUCCUGGAAACCUCAGGUAACUCCUGCUCUGACUCCAGCAGUGAAGGCCAUGGGACCCAAGAAAUGGGUACAAAAGAGACUGUAGUGGGCAGCAGUUCCAGCAGUGAAGAGAAGAGCAGCUCUUCAGAGAAGAGCAGUUCAGAAGAGAAGGGCAGCUCUUCAGAAGAGAAGAGCAGUUCAGAAGAGAAGAGUAGUUCUUCAGAAGAGAAGGGUAGUUCAGAAGAGAGGAGCAGUUCAGAAGAGGAAGAUGGCAACAGUGAGAAAGAAGCUGUGCUCGAAGGUCCUCCUGUGACUGAAGGCAAAGGCUACAAGGAAUUGGUUGAUGAAAGCAAUGAAGCAUCUAUUGAACCUGAAAGGGAGCAGGAAACCACAGAUGGAAAAAUUGAAUCUGAGGAUGAAGGCACUGAAUGUGCAGGAUUGGAAGCAGAGGAGAAGAUGAAGAAGCAAGACGACAUGCUGACACAACCAAAAUGUGUUCUAGCUGAGGACAGUGGGGCAGAUGAUGAGGUAAACAUUUCAGAAUUCCAAGUUAAGAGUCUUAAGAACAGAGAAAAUAAUGAAGUAGACAAGGAAAAUAUACUAGAAAAUGACAGAGUUCAAGAUAUAUCCAAAGAGGGACAUAUAAAUUCUGGUAGCGCUGGGGAGAACAGAACUGAAGAGACCACUGAUGAAGGAAAGGAAAAUGCAACAAAAACCCUGCCAAGUGCUGUGAAAGCAAAACUCCAUGUUGGACUUAGCAAAGUACAUCAAGGAUCUGAACAGGAGGAGAUGGUGAACAAUGAAGGCAGUGUGCUGGAAGACAGCCCUUUGCUCUCCAAACAGCAGAGGACUCUGAGGGAGAAGUCUGGGAGGUGUGAGAUUGCAGAACAAGGUGAAGAGGUAGCACAUGGACAGAGGGACAGUUCACCAGACUGCAGCAAGCAGGAACUCGCAGCAACGAUGCUCACGAAGAAAAGUUCUCAAUCCCAAAUCCCUCUUAGUCUGAAAAAGAAGCAUAAAAAUGCUGAGACCAAACUAUUACCAAGCUGUAAACCGAAUCCUGUCCAGAUGGCUUUGGGAACCAACUCAGACCUGAAAAAUGUUGAAAGCAUCUGUUCAAAAUCCAUGACUCUAGAAACCCUCAGUAAACAAAAAGAACCUGACAUAACUCGAAGUUUUGGAGAGAAAAGAUUAAAUACUUCAAGCUGCUCCAUGAUUGUUAAAAAAUCAUCUGAUAAGCAGCUCCUUGGAAAGAAGAAGAAAGCUGGAAAAGUUACUGGAAAAGUUAAACUGAGUUCGGGCCAGACUUCAGAGGCAAAAGAAGAGAAAGCAGAAGAAGUGCUUGCAGAGGCACCUUCUGAAACAGAACAUGGGCAUGAUUGGAAAGGAUCCAAGCACUUGCACACUCAUUCUACUUUUAGAAAAGUCACCAGCUGGCUUGGGCAAAAACCUGCCAAGAAAUCAAGGCUGAAAGCUCGUCUGCUGAGCGUGUCACGUGCAAUUGGUAUUUCAAGAUGGCUCUUGAAGAAGUUUGGGAAGAGGAAGAAGAGCAGCAAGCCUUUUGGAUUCAGAAGUAAAAUGGCAAUCCGGCUUCUAAGCACUGCUGGGUGGGUUGGUCGGUCGGGCAAAGCCUUCCCUGGUGCAGCUGGACAGCUGGGGAGGGCUGAGCCGAGGGACAAGGAAUCUUCUCCUCCAUUAUUGGAGGGCAAAAGCAGUCCUAAAAUGGCAGAGGAAGUGGGACACGUUGAUUUGCCUUCUAGUGAUUCCCCUCUUCAUGGAAGCAGUUCCUCUCCAUGCUUGGAUGAGGAGAAGAGCAAUGCUACUGAUGCCAAAUUUGCUGUAGUAUUCCCCAGAGUCCACAGCUUGGUUAAGGCUAAAAAGUCCUUAUCCAGGGGCUCUGGGAAGCGUUGUUCCCUAGAAAAACUGAGAUCUCUAUCAGACAGAAGAUCUGUCACACCUGUGCAACAGGGUAGCAGAUUCAAAUGUGACCUUCCCAGAUCUUUGGUGGGUCAAAGCCAGAGAAACAGCAAACAGGGCUUCCUUCUGCAUGAAGAGGAUCCAACAUGGACAUCAGAUUAUUCCAGUGAGGUGGAUGUCAAAGUAGGCUCGGGUGUCCUCCAGACUGCAGGGUCCGUGGUCACGCCCGGUGUUCACUGGUCUCAGCAGCAGGCCCAGGGCUGUGACCCUGCAGCGUGGCUGAACUCGGAGUUGCUGCUGCCACGCCUGACCAUCGAGAACCUGAGCAAGUGGGCCACCUACAGGGACCCACAGCUGGCCAGCAGCCGCGUGAGGAAGGUCUGCGAGGAGCAGUGGGAGGCAGAAGAUGUCACUGACGACGUGCUAGAGCUGGAGUUCAUGCAGAAACAGGUGUACAGGUGUGAAGACCCCCGUGCAGAAGUUGAGGAGAUUGAAGAUCUAACCAGACUGGAGGAAGUCUCUGAGAGCUCAGUCCUGCUGUGCCUGAAGAAGAGGUUCCACCGCAAUCUCAUUUAUACUUACAUUGGGCAAAUUUUGGUUUCUGUGAAUCCUUUCAAAGACCUCAGUAUCUAUUCUGAAGAUGUGGCUACCCAGUACCAUCAGGGGACUCUCUCAAAAAAUGCCCCACACGUCUUUGCCAUAGCAGAAAUGGCCUACACACUGUCCCAGUCGUCAGGGCAGGAGCAGUGUGUCAUCAUCAGCUUCCUUACCUCUUGUUCCUCCAGUGGACACAGUGGAUCAGGUAAAACAGAAGCUGCCAAAGCAAUUGUGCAAUACCUGACCCUGCUGUACCAGAGAUCAGAUAGCCACAGGAUCAGACAGCCCUGCCAUGUCCUACCCAUCCUGGAGAGUUUUGGAAAUGCCAGAACCAUCCUCAACGACAACUCAAGCCGGUUUGGAAAGCUUCUGAAUGUCCACCUGCGACAUAGUGUCGUGGUGGGAACAUCCAUCUCCCAGUACCUGCUGGAGAAGUCCCGAGUGGUAUUUCAGGGCAGAGCAUGUGACAUCCUGGGGAAGGAGGACAGUCAGGACUUUCUGGUCUUGGUGCAAGCUCUGGAGGGGAUCUGCCUCUCUGAGGACCAGCUGAACUCCACCUGGGCUGUCCUGGCUGCCAUUCUGCAGCUGGGGAACAUCUGCUUUACCUCCUGCGAGAAAGAAUCUUAUGAACACGCUGCUGUUGCCAGUGACACUGAGAUCCAGAUUGUGGCCAAUUUGUUGUGUGUCUCAGCAGAUUUCCUGCAAAGUGCUGUCACUCACCGUGUCACUGUGACAUCUUAUGAUCGGAUCUUCACCCCUCUGUCUGUAGAAGGAGCCAUCGAUGCCAGGGACUCCAUUGCCAAGACUCUGUACUACCUGCUUUUUGAGUGGCUGCUGCUGAGGAUCAACGAGUGGUUGGCUCCCUGGGAAUCAGACUGUGCCGUGGGAAUUGUGGACAUACAUGGUUUUGAGGAUCUCGGGUUGAACAGCUUGGAGCAGCUCUGCAUCAACUUUGCCAACGAGCACCUCCAGCAGUUUUUCAGUCAGACUGUCAUUGCCCAGGAAGAGGAGGAAUACAGCCAAGAGCAGUUAGCUUGGAUUCCUAUUUCCAAGAUGUACAGCGAGUCGUGCCUCGAUUUCCUCACUGCAAAACCUCAUGGCAUCUUGUGUAUCCUGGAUGACCAGACAUCACUGACUCAGGCCACAGACCACACUUUCCUCCAAAAGUGUCACUACCAUCAUGGAAACAGCCCCUGGUACACCAAGCCCAAGCUGCCCUUGCCAGUGUUCACUGUGAAGCACUAUGCAGGCCCUGUCACCUACCAGGUCCACAAGUUCCUUAAUAAAAACCGUGACCAGCUACGUCCAGAGGUGCUGGACAUCUUCUCUCAGAGCCGCCUCAAGGUGGUGUCUCACAUUUUCCAGAAGGCUAAAGCUUCCUAUAGUCAGCAAAGGAAGCUGGGGCCAAGGGGAAAAGGGCUCAAGCCUCAGGCCUCCACACUGGUGUCCAAAUUCCAGCAGUCUUUGCAGGACCUCACAGCCAAGCUGAGAAGGAGCCAUGCCUUCUUCAUUCGGUGCAUCACCCCUAAUCCCAAAAAGCUGUCAAAUAUCUUUGAUGUGGAAUAUGUCACUUGUCAGCUGCGACAUUCUGGGAUACUGGAGGCUAUCCACAUCAGAAAGGAGGGAUAUCCCAUCCGUCUUCCAUUCCAGAACUUCCUGGCCAGGUAUGGGCUCCUGGCUGGGCGAGGGCUCAGCUGCCUGGAGGAGAGAGAAGGCUGUGCAGCAGUGCUGGCUCGUGUGCUGGGGAACCCCUCGGAUCUCUAUCAGAUUGGAGUAACAAAGGUCUUUCUGAAGGAGAAGGCCAGGCAGCUGCUGGAGCGGCGAUGGAUCCAGAGGCAGAGCUGGGCUGUUGUUACUCUGCAGAGGAAAUUCCGGUGCCUCCUUCACCGCAGACGCCUCCGUGUCCUCCAGGAGAAAGUCACAGUCAUUCAGGCUCACUUCCGAGGCUACCAGGCAAGGAAGCGUUACAGGAGGCUGAAGAAGACUUUGGUGCAAUUUAAUACCAUGAUUUUAAUCUCCAGACCUUUGAUUCAAAGGAGGAAGCGCUGCCAGCAUGUCACUGUCUUUCUCAGCCCAACCCUCAUAACCUCCCAUCCACUCACACUGAUCUGCAACACUGACAAGCAGGAGAGAGAGAAAGGCAGAAACAGAGACCCUCCUUUUCCAUCUUGGAGCAGGAGUCAGCAGGAGUUAGAGGAAAGGAAACGAAGACAGAGAUCCCUGGCCAGUGGUGAUACAGAGAACAGUCCCAACCAAGGAAUGGACGUGGGGCUGCUGGAGAUCCCUGCAGAGCUUGCAGCCCUUCUGCAGUUCGUUGAAGGUCGACACCAAGCACAGACCAACCAGAUAACUGAGGCAUUGCCUCCAGAAAUCAAGGUCAAAGAUGACCUUUCCCUCCCACCCACCAUCAACAGCUAUCCCUUCUCCUCCUUCGUUAAGUCACACUUCCAGAAGCCAGAUUUUCCUGCCCUUGGUCAGCCUCUGCAUCACCCCUUAACCCAGCUGGGCACUGAACACCACGAGAGUGCACUUGAGACCAACAAACUGAUCUUGCGGUUCAUUGGUGACAAGAGCCUCUAUGGCUGGCAGGAGGUGCUCCUGGGCAACUACAUUGCUGGCAGAGGUUUGAGUAACACGGCUCUGCGUGACGAAAUCCUCAGCCAGGUGGUUGCCCAGGCAUGGAAGAACCCAGACGUGGAGCACAGCCAGCGAGCCUGGGUCCUGAUGGCGACUGUGCUGAGCUGCUUUGUGCCUUCACCAGCACUGGAGAAGCCCUUGCUGAAAUUUGUGUCAGACCAUGGCAUGGAGGGCUACAACGCUGUCUGCCAGCGCAAGAUCCUGACAGCAGCACAUCACACACAGACAGGCUCUGCAUCCUCUCGGGCCUACCCUCCCACUCGGCUGGAGUGGACAGCAAACCAGAGGAGAGGGAAGAUUGUGCUGGAUGUUCAUACCUUUAAUGAGGAGGUGUUCUCAGCUGAGGUGGAGUCCUGGAUGACUGGGGAGCAGUUUGCAGCCUGGAUCCUAAAUGCAAGAGGCUGUGAUAAGAAGACUCGAGGGUGGUCUGUCUCCAUGUUAACUGGCAACACAUGGCAGGACCUGCUGGGCUGUGACUUUGUGCUGGACCUCAUUGGAGAGAUGGAGGAGACCAGCAACUUCAGCAGUGCUUCCCAGUCCCCAGCUGAGUUCCCCAUCACUCCAGAAAGGGACAGGAGCACCUACCAGUUCUCUGACCUGGAUUCGAUCCCUCCUGCUCCAGGCAUCCAGGCCCCUUCCUUCCCACCCCCUAGCCUGCCUCCAGAAUUCAUGGAUCUCCAUCCAGAUCCAAGGAUUAGAGAUGACCUGAGGAACCCUGUAGGCCUGGAUCACUAUGUGGAUGAUCUCUUCAGCCCUGUGCUGCAUCAGGGCUCCAGACUAUCAGAUUUGGAGAACAGGGACAGUCUCACUGGACGCAUGAAAGGAGGUGGGAAGAUUGGACCCACAAGGAGAGGAAUCCUUCCUUCUACAGGCUUCCCUGGAAUGGCUCAAGCACCAGUUUACCAGCCCAUGCCUUCCAUGAUGGGGGUGCCAGCAGCCAUGCCCAUGGUACCAGGGGCUGGUGGGAUCCCACCUAUGCCAGCCAUGGUUCUGCCCCAGCCCAUGGUUCCAGGUGUGGAUCCCAACCAGUUGGCAGCACAGCAGCAAGCCUUUAUCAACCAGCAAGCCAUGCUCAUGGCCCAGCAGAUGACCCUUCAAGCCAUGAGCAUUUCCCAGCAACAGCAGCAGCAGCUGCAAAAGUCUCUUGAGAAGUCAAGACCGAGAGUCUCAAGUCUACCACAAGCCCAAGCCCCAGACACUGCCCCAAAACCCAAGAAGCCUCCCACAAGCCAGGAUGCUGCAACACCACCAGAGUCUUCAGAACCACCAGCUAAGGGUUAUGACUACACAGGAGAUGAGUUUUCCAGCAGUGGAGAUGAUGACUUUCCUCGGGAAACCUUCCAGCAGAAGAGACAAUAUUUUCAGAAGAUGGGAGAGCAACAUAUCCGAGUGAAGAAAGUCAGGCCUCCUACCAAAACCUGGACUCCACCAGCAAAUCCCCAGCCAGAGCAGGAGGAGGAGAAAAAACAGGAGCAGCAGAGGAAAGAAGUGAAGCCCGUCCCCAAACCAGAGGCAGCUCCUGCUUCCCCUGUGCCGUAUCCUGAGCCAAAGCCAAUAAAGCAGACACCAAAAGUGAAGAAGGAGGCACCUGUAGUGAAGCCUUCAGGCCCCGAGUCGCGUCCUGCACCGAGCCGCGAGAUUGGCAACAUCAUCAAAAUGUACCAGAGCCGACCAGCCCCUGAGCCCCAGCCCAUCGAGCCUGUAAGAGUAAACAAGCCGUUUAUAAGGAGGAAUGACCCCAAAAAUGAGGCUCUGGCCAAGCUGGGAAUGAUGAACUCCUCAUCUUGCCCAUCACCAUCUCCUGUGCCACAAGAGAAGAAAGUACCUCCACCUAUCAAGCCCAAGCCAGGCUCAGCUUCCAGCUCUAUCAAGGAGAAGCAGUUGCCUCUCCUGUCCAUCUUCAGGCCAGAUUCUACCCCACCAGCAUCUGAGGGUCCUCCUGCUCCCCCUCCUCUCCCACCACUGCCUUCACCUCUAAAGCUUGAGGACCAAGGCAGGCAGGAAUCCACAGAGAGGGACUCUGCUGUAACAGUAGAUGAUGAUGAUGGCAUCAAGACCCAGCUGUACAAGCUCACCACCAGCGUCAGCUUCUCCUAUGCGGACCCUGCCUGGAAAAUCUUCCUGCGCAAAGAGGUGUUUUACCCCAAAGAAAAUUUCAGCCAUCCUUAUUGCCUGAACUUGCUGUGUGAACAGAUCAUCCGUGACACUUUCUCCAACUCCUGCUUUCGGAUCUCCAAGGAGGAGAAGCGCAAGAUGAAAGACCUGCUGACGGAGUUCCAGGUUGGCAACGAUGUCCAGUCCAUCAAGGAGGAUGGAAUAAAGAAGAGGAUUGUACUGGCUGCUCGGGACAACUGGGCCAACUAUUUCUCCCGCCUCUUCCCAGUUUAUGGUGAAGAGGGAAGUGAUGUGCAGGUCCUGGGUGUUUCUCACCGGGGCAUUCGGCUGCUGAAGGUGGAGAAAGCAGCCGCGUAUAAUCCUGAGCACCUCAAGAUUCUUCGCAGCUACUGCUUUGCAGAUGUGCUCUCAGUGGAGCUGAAGGGCAGCAGUGCCCUGGAGUUCUCUCUGAAGACAGAGCAGCUCCUCCUGCACUCUCUGAAGGCUCCGUGCAUCAAGGCCAUGGUGGAACUCUUCAUGCAGGAGCUGAGGCAGGACACCAACUACGUCGUUGCUCUGCGCAGCUACGUUGUGGACGACAAGAGCCUCCUCAGCUUCAAGAAGGGUGACCUCAUUGAGCUGCUGCCCAUGCAAGGCGUGGAGCCAGGCUGGCAGUUUGGCUGCACUGGUGGCCGCUGUGGUCUCUUCCCCACCGACCUGGUGCAGUUGACUGCAGCCCCUGAUUACCUCAGCACCAACAUGGACAGACGUGCAGAGCUACGGAAGAGAAGGAAAUCUUCCCCAGAGAGCAGAAACACCAGCAGGGAGAGUUCUGUUCUCAGCCUGACAUCAGAACUUGACAGCACCAUGUUAGUCCCUGCUGGUGAUCGUUAUACCAUGAUUGACUUUGCCACAGCCUAUUUCCGGGAGGCUCAGUCCAUGCAGGGACUGCAGGGGAUUUCUGCUGAAAAGAAGAGUAUAGCUGGCCUGGUCCGGCACACCAAGGUCCCAAUCCAGAAUUCUUUGCUCUGGUACUCUGACAGUGAACUGAAUGAGCUGGCUACAAAGAACUUCCAGACGCUGAUGCAGCUCAUGGGAGAUCAGCCCAAGCACAAGGACCAGACUGAGGUUGAAUGCAUCUAUGAAAUCCUUAAGCUAUGCAAGGAGAAGGAGCAUUUGCAUGAUGAGAUCUACUGCCAGGUCAUCAAACAGGUCACCCACAACCCUAACCAGGAGAGCGUGCUGCGUGGCUGGUUGGUCCUGAAUCUGCUAACUGGAUACUUCCUUCCUACUAAAACCCUGAUGCCCUAUGCCACCAAGUUCCUGCAGCUAGCCAGCAGUGAUCCAUCCAGCACCCACCAUGAUAUAGCCAAGAUCUGCCAGAGCAACCUACGGAAGAACUUCAUGUACGGGGGCCGCCGAAACCUUCCUUUCCCUGUGGAGAUGGAGGCACUGCUGAAGGGGCACGGUGCCCGCCGGCUGGUGAUACUGAUGCCUGGAGGCAUGGAAUACCUCACCAGGAUCAGGACAUUCACGGUGGCCAAGGAGCUCUUGCAGGAGAUCUGUGAGCAGAUGGGAGUAGGUGAACAGGAAGAGAUACAGGACUUUUUUCUUUUUGCUAUCAGGACUGACAACAAAAAUCUUGGUAAAACAGUGAAGCCAAUAAAACCAGAGGAGUAUCUCCAUGAUUACCUGCUGGAGGACAAGAUGGUCACUGUGACUUUGCGCAGGCUCACCUGGAGGACACCUCUGCACUUCGAGAACCAAAUCUAUACAGACGUCCACUAUGGACAGGUGCUGUGGGAUUACCUGAAUGGGAGGAUCCUGCUGACCCAGAGUAAAGAAACAGAGAUGCAAGUGGGCCUUUUGGCAAUGCUCCAGCACUGGGCCAAACCAGAGCAGCAGAACUCUGCUCCUUCUGGGGAGGAGCUGAAGAAAUACACACCAAAGACCCUGCAGCACUUCAUCAGUACCACGGCUCUGGAGAACCAGGUUGACACAUUGCUGAGGACAAGGCAUCCCCUCCAGCCAUUGGAUGCAAAAAUCCAGUUCAUAGAACAUGUGAUGAAAUUGCCUUUCUUUGGCUACACCAUGUUCAUCGUGGAGAGAGUCAGCGAUGAGACGAUCCCUGCGCCCUGUUUCUUUGGUGUGAAUAAAGAGGAGAUCAUUGUGGUGAAUGGCAUCACUAAGGCCGUGUCCCGGGUCAUUCCCCUGAAGGAGGUGCAGAAGAUGCGCACCCUGAAGCCCACGUUCAAAGAUGGACUUCCCGGCUUGGAGCUGAACUACGGAUCACCUGCCACCCCCAAGACCAUGUGGAUUGAACUGAAACAGGCUAAAGAACUGUACCACACGCUUGUUGUCAUCCUGGACAAAACAGAGCUCCACUCCUAGAGCCUGAAAGGAGAAUGACCAAGGAAAACAGCUGUGUCUCUCUUCCUUUGUACUUGAUCAGUGCUCCCUGACCUGCCUUUGGCAGAGAACACUUCCAAAAGACAGCCAUGACCUGAGACAGCUGCUUUCUAGGGCUGCCACCACAGUGUUUGUUGAUGGACUGUACCACAAUCUCACCCCUGGUGACCUGCCAUUCAGUACCCAAGUACUUCCUUGAAGCAAUCCACGCUGUGGAUAAACAAACCACAAGGCCCUUUCCACACCACAGUUCCAACAAAGAGCAGCUGAACUGAUGCAAGCACUUGCCUUCAAGCAAUGCAGUGUGGAAGUCCUCUUUUCUUUUUUGAAUUAAUUAACAUUAGCAAAGCCUGGUGCUUGCUAGAGAUUUGUGUAUCCCAAUGCCCAGCUGAGGCUAUGCAAUGCCUGCACUGGCUGCUGGUGUUUUCCAGAGGCCAGUUUUGUCUCUACAUUGAUAUGCAUAAGGCCCUGGAACAGGACUGGUGAAGCAGGAGUUUACAGAAAGCACCUUAAUUGAAAAGCAGAUCAGUGUUAAUAAUACAAUUAGCACAUAUGCUGGGGCACAGAUUGAGCUGCAAUGGUACGAAAGUUUAUUGUUAAUUAAUUUCUCACUGACAUAAUUAUAUGCAU